This is a messenger RNA of Prunus armeniaca (apricot), 876 nucleotides long. The record is from the annotation of a GenBank genome assembly. NCBI's taxonomy places the organism in Eukaryota, Viridiplantae, Streptophyta, Magnoliopsida, Rosales, Rosaceae.
AUGGCUGGCUUGAUUGAGAGAUUCCACAGCAUGAGAAAUGCCAUCUUCUUACUAAUUUGCAAGGAAUUUGGUAGCAUGAAGCCCUCAAGUCAGCUUGUUGAGGUCAGCAAUUGGUUGCAAAGUUGGGUUAUAUUCUCUUUGGCUUACUCAGGGUCGAGAGAACAGAGAGGUGCACACGUCUCAGGCAUAGGUGGGGCAGGUGCUGGAAACCUUGACGUUUCUGCUGCUGGAACCUUCAAAUCCUUCAGCCUUCUAACUUGGAUAUUUGGGGCUUCUGCUUUAAUCUUUUGGCUUACUCCCCUUGUGAACAUAUGCUUGAUUAAUUGUAGACUUUGUUCUCGGUUGCGAGAAGUCAAGAGCAUCUCACAAGGGGCGGAGGGUACGCUUCCUUACCCUCCCCUUAGGACACCUGAUACAGUUGCCGGCACCUCCUCGCAGCUUCCCGUAGCGCUGUCUCCAACUUCUCCUUGCCUGGGCACACCCAACAUAGCUGCCGGCACCUCUCCACAGUUUCCAGCAGUGCUGCCUCCAACUUCUCCUUGCCUGGGCACACCCGACAUAGCUGCCGGCACCUCUCCGCAGUUUCCAGCAGUGCUGCCUCCAACUUCUCCUUGCCUGGGCACACCCGACAUAGCUGCCAGCACCUCUUCACGGCUUCCGGCAGUGCCCCCUCGUGGUGAGAUUAUUGGUGACAUCCAUAAGGACGGUGAUGCUUCCACCUCUGUAGGGCAUUUAUCGGAGAAAAUCAUGCCUUGGCAAGAUUGGGAGAAUUCCUUCAUGGCGUUCAAAGCCUUCUUUGAUGGCGGUGUUACACAUAGCAUGAAAUCAUCGCAUGGUUAUGUUUCCUUUGAGACUAUAGGAUGCAUGGAUCUUUAG